UUCCAUGAUUCAUGAUCCACAUCAGGCCCACCACUGAUAGCAUCAGCCCUAGAGAUUGUCAGAACUGCUCCUUGGUUUCUUCGCCUUGCUCGUCUUCACACAUACGAACUGGAGUUCGAACGUGACGAGCGACAGAUCUCCCACGAUGCGGAACCGCGGUGCCGGUCCUGACGGAGAACCGUUGGUCUCCUCCAAUGACGGCGCGGAGGAGAUGACGCUGUCCGGCGAGCCGGUUGCCGGCCGUUACAAGAAAGGCGCGCCGCUGAGCGACGCGGAGUUUCUGGCGGUGCACGGCAAGACGAGAGCGCAGAUCGCGGAGGAGAGGCGGCUCGUGGAGGCGCAGGGGAUGGAGAUUAACUACCUGGUGCCGCCGCGAUCGACGAAGCUGUCGGACGUGGUGGCAGUUUUCAUCGCGCACAUGUUGCCGUUCACUUUGGCCCCCUUCAUCCUCACCAUAGUCGUCGUGUACACCUCGUACAUAUUGCUGGGGUGGCUGGGCCCGCUCAUCUCGUUCCUCGUGCUCUUCUACCUCACCGUCUGCCCGCGCCACUACGACCCCAACACGCGCCGCAAGUACCAGGAGCUGUACCUGAAGAUGGCGCGGUACAUGGUAUCAGUGCGCAUGGUGACGCCCAAGGACCCCAUCCCGGACGGGCCGUACAUCUUCGCCUUCCACCCGCACGGCCGCAUGUUCUACUCCACCUCGCUCAUCAUCCAGAGCCACGAGCUCUGGCGGAAACACUUCUGCCCCAAAGGCGAGUUCUUCGGGUCAGCAGCGGGCAGCUUCUUCGUGGUGCCCAUAGUGCGCAACAUCCUCAACAACCUGGGGCUCGUGUCCGUGGACAAGCACGCCAUUGUCUCCACGCUCAGGAACAAGGACCAUGUGACCAUAACGAUCGGAGGGGUGAAGGAGAUCUGCCUGGGCACCAGCCCCAAGUAUGACAAGCUCUACCUCAUGCGGAGGAAGGGGUUCAUCAAGGUGGCCAUGGAUGAGAAGGUGGGCAUCGUGCCCAUCUACAACUUCAACGAGAACCAGAUCUUCAAGCCGGAGCCGCACUGGUUCCUGGCGUUUUGGGAGUGGGUGAACAACUAUGUGGGCUUGGGCGUGCCGGGCAUGCGCGGCUACCUGCACCUGCCCAUGCCCUUGCGCAAGGAGCUGCUGUUCGUGGUGGGCAAGCCGCUGUUCGCCAGGGAGGGCGAGACGGUGGACGACUUCCAUGCGCGCUACGUGGCCGCGGUAAAGCAGCUCUUCGACACCUACGCGCCCAUCUCGCCAGACCCCUCCCACAAGCUCAUCAUCACAUAGCCAUGUCUUGUGGUUGUAAUCCGACUAGGUAGUCCUGUGAUGCCGACUAGGUAGCCAUGUUUGCAGUGCGUUAUAAGCACACAGCCGUAGCUGCAACAGCUUGGCAAUGUACCGAUCAAGGCAUUGCUGCUGCUGGGUGUGUCAGUUUCACACGUAUGGUAUGCCCUGUAUGAGGGCAGGAGCAUUAGAGUAGUGGGGUUAGCACCCGGAUAAAGUGGUUAUAUGAGAACUAGAGUAGGGUGUGUUUGUGUGUGUGGUGUGUGCCUAGGUCGCAUUGGGUGCACAUAACACCUAGCUAACACCUCUCACUGCUGUGCUGACUGCUGCCUGAUGAUUUGCCUGCCUCGGAUGCAUGUGAUGAAACAUUUCUCACAUUUAUG
Closterium sp. NIES-67 is the source of this 1686-nucleotide messenger RNA. NCBI's taxonomy places the organism in Eukaryota, Viridiplantae, Streptophyta, Zygnematophyceae, Desmidiales, Closteriaceae. The record is from the annotation of a GenBank genome assembly.